This is a messenger RNA of Camponotus floridanus (Florida carpenter ant), 5059 nucleotides long. RefSeq names its product cilia- and flagella-associated protein 43. The transcript has 17 exons. Gene Ontology annotation, molecular function: protein binding. The record is from RefSeq and is a predicted model, not a curated record. Gene Ontology annotation, biological process: cilium assembly. Gene Ontology annotation, cellular component: axoneme. NCBI's taxonomy places the organism in Eukaryota, Metazoa, Arthropoda, Insecta, Hymenoptera, Formicidae. Bases 1 to 4872 code for a protein of 1623 amino acids.
AUGAUCUUUUAUGAAAUCGAUGUUGUUUUAAUUAGGAAAAAAGAAUGGGCAAGUAGUACAAACAAGCACGACACGAGAUGCCUUCUAGAUGAGCAAAAUAUCCCUCUUGAAUACGAAAUGCAAGCGAUUGCGACGCAUACUAAGUGGGUGAAGUUUGGGAAAUCUCAUGACUUUGUUUUCGUUGGAAAGGAAACCAUUGCAACGGCUUCCGGCAUUUAUGUGAAUUUUUUGGAUCUGAAUACGAGAGAAAGGCGAAUCGAGCGUUUCGACAACAAGGAAAGGGGUGAUGGCGCAUCAUGUUUGGCUGGACAUCCGACAGUUUCCAUGUUUUCCGUAGUCGAAAGAAAAUCUAAUCCCAAGAUAUCGAUAUUUAUGUACCCCACGCUACAAAGAAUUUCCAGAUGCGUACUACCCGACAAAAACAACUCUUAUUUAUCCUGUUCUUUCGCUGGUACAGAAUAUCUCAUAAGCUUGACUAGCUUUCCUGAUUUCCGACUGAUUGUGUGGCUUUGGAAGACUGGCAAGCACGUCGCUGUGCUUAACACGAAGAUUAACGAUCUCGUUCAAGAAAUUUGCUGUUCGCCAAAUCCUCCGUAUUUGAUAUCGCAGCUCGGAAUCGUCGACGGCAAACUCUCGAUUUGUCAAGUACGAACAUGCUCGAAAAUCGUGAGUAUACAUCAUGUGGACGUGCCAGUUCCGGAACACAGAAUUAUGUCUUCAUCCUGGACGCCGGAAGGAAACCUAUUUGUCUCGGACGAGUUCGGCAACGUAUGGCUCAUGGUGAUAGAUGCUAACAAAUUGUAUUCGGUAAUAAAAUCGAAAACGCUCGAACCACCGAAAAACAGAUCAAUCGUCAUUACUCAUAGAACUGGCGUAAUAGUUGUGAAUACCGAUAGUGAAAUUACAUUUUACAAAAAAUUAUUGGCAGAUUGGAACGUGUCAUGGCAAUUUGUAUGGUCGAUUUCGACUUUCCAUUCAAUUCAAAUAGGAAGACAAUAUUAUUUCAAAGAUGGGAUUUUGUUUCACUCCAAAAGCGGAGAGAUUUUUGAGAUCAGUACGCAGUACGACAACGUUCCUCACAUAGAAAUUAUUUAUACAGAUGAGAUAGAAUAUAAAGCACUGUUUUCUAUAUCUCAACGCGCAGAUCACGUUGCGGCGAUAGAUUGGUUAGAUCGUCUUUGCAUUUUUGAGAUAUUGACCGGCAAACUGACAGCGAGAUUACCUCUGAAACAUCAUGGUGAAGAUUCACAUCCUACAUUACCAAUACUUGCGGCAUGUAGUGUUGCUGGCAAUUGCAUUUUUAUCGAUAUUUCAUCAUUACCUAAAAUCUUUAAUUGCUUUCAUCUUCACGGAGAUAUCUUGGACAGAAUAAAAUUCUCGCAAUAUGGGGAACUUUUAGGAAUCGGCAAUUCCCAAACUGGUAAAAUAUUUAUCAUUGGCAAACGAUUUGAACAACAGCCUGUGGAUGUUCUUGGACUUAUUGAAAUUAAUGGAUAUAUUGCUGACUUUCUGAUAUACAAGAGGAAUAAUAAUCAUUUCGAAAUCUUAGUUCUCGCAACAACCAAUCCUUCCAUGGCUUCGAUUGGCGGUAACAAAGUGGUCGUGUACACUUGCGAGAUCUCGAAUAAUUUCUACACUCGUACCGUAUGUGUGAUAGAUUUAUCAAGACCUUUCAAAAUGCUGUAUCACGGGAUGAAUAAGCCUCUGAAUAUAUUGGGUAUACCCUCUUUAUCUAAACAGUUACAUCAAAUGGAGAUACAGAAUAAUUUUCAAGAUGUCAUCCUUAUGGAAGCACUUUUCUCGAUCCAUCAAUUGAGAAAUAUCGGAAUGUACGUGACUGAUUCUCGAGUCGUAACAUAUGGAUACGAUGGUUUAAUCAUAAUCAGAAAUAACAUGGAACUUCAUAAAGUGAUUGCGAUUUUUAUGCCACACCAUCGCAGCAAAGGGGGUAUAAAGUGUGCAAUUUCUUCGCGUUUUGGGGAAACAGUUGUUUCCCUCGGUAGAAACGGAGAUCUCGUUGCUAGUCGCGUUCGGUUAUCGGAAACAAAAAUGAACUUGGCAGAAAGCAGAGAUGUGAGCGUACAUUUAUCGAUUGAAGAUUUUGCUUCCAGUCCAAACGAAUUGUACGGUUUAGCAGGAGAAACCUGGCUGGACAAUACAAUCGCCGCUAAAUUGAAAGCUGAACGCGAUGAAGCUCUAUCUCUACGAGCUUCCAUCAUAGUCGAUUUGGAGAAAAUAAAGAGUCAGAUACGCGAGCUUCUCGAUAAAAAUGAAAGCAAACCAACAGAUGCUCGAUUACCGAUCUCAGUUUUUGAUUUGGAUCACGAAUCUCGGCAGCGAAAAAUAGAAGAGGCGCGACUUGAACGAGACGAAGUGCGUCGAAAACUUGAAGAAGAAUGCGCUCAACGAGAUCAGAUAACAUCGUAUAUCCGCAAAAUAUUCUGGGAUUCGCUGCAAGUAAAACCGUGUUCUCUUAAAUCUAUCAGUGGUGAUGCAAUAGUUCAUAAUUAUCCUCUUGUUGCAUCGACUCGGAAAAUGAAUGACUUUAAAGUAUGGGAUAGACUCUCUUCGGAUGCCGAUGAGUUUUUGUAUAGUUAUGAGGUGUAUAAUGAACCAGUAGAUGAAGAAGACGAUUCAAGACGAGGAUCCGCAGUAUUUGAUUCCGAUCAAGAAUCCUCGACGAGUAGCCAUGACGAAAUUAAAAUACACGAGAUGGCUAAAACGUGGUAUACAUUAACGGAUGAAGAUGAAAGAUUAUGUACAUCGGGCAUCACAACGCAUAAAUGGAUUGAUGAUGAAAGCAUAGCUUCAACGCAUCAGCUAUUACUCCCUUGCGAUAAUAAUCUUAACACUAUUCUUAAAAAAGAUACUAUCAUCGAAAAUCGAGAGCGCAAACUAAAGAUAUAUUUUAAUAAUCUUUUCGAGGAAAUGAGACGCGCGAAAGAACAUAAAUUGAAAUAUACAAAGGAACGCAUAGAUAGACUUCGAUAUUGCGUUUCCGAAUUAAAAACACUGUUUGGAAUAGACUCCGUUCUGGAACCGAUUGAUACACCGAUCUGGGAUGUCGAAGAGAUACCUGAUUACAUAGUCACUGUAAAAGAUAACGAAAUAUUUGAGAAACAAUCAUGGCGAAAAGUGUCUGGAAUCGCAUUUAAUGAGAGUCAAAAAGACAAAGAAAAAAACGGAAGAAGCGAUGAUUUUUAUGAAAGAACUCUUGAAAGGAUGAUGGACGGUGUAUUGGAAUCUAAAUGGGAAGACGAAGUUAAAAAGGAAAUACCUGUGCCUGAAUGUUUAACUGCAAAAGAUCCUUCGAAAUAUACCGAUGAAGAUAUCGCAGUUAUCGAAUCGUACAAAUCCAAAGUGGAAGCACUGAAAGAAGAACGAGAAAAAUAUAAAGCGACAUUGCAGGCCGAAAUCAUUGAAACAAGAGAAGCCUUACAAAGAGAUAUCACGGAAUUCAACGAUCAGUUAAAGGAUCUUGAGUUGAAGAAGAUGCAAAUUGAAUGCGCAAUCCUGCAGGAAAGAUUGAUGAGGGUACGUGCGAUCCAAAGACACCGUUCCGAGGUCGAUGGCAGGCAAAAAAUCAUCCGUUUUACUGACGAUGAACUGAUACCGGCGACGCAAGAAGCACGCAAACUUGCUGAGGAAUGCAAUUCGCUCGAGGUAGUCGUGGCAGAGUUAAAGUUUCGCUACGACAAUCUCAACAAGGCAGAGAAACGAUUGGAGGCCAAGUUUCGUAGCGAAUUCGCAGACUUGAAACAACCAAUAGUGGAACACUUACUCAGGCAUUACAAGAAGCGACCCAGGGCAAGUCGUCUCAUCACCACGUCCGUCACGUAUCUGACGGAGGUGGCAAGAUGUGUUAUGGCCAGCGAGAAGUCGGACAUUUUACCGCGCGAAUGCCUGGACUUCCUUAGAGGCAUGGAUGCGUUGGAUACGAUGCCCAGAAACCUACCAUCACAGAUUAACAUCAAUCACUGGAAAACAAUGUGCAAGUUGAGAAGAGCAAAGAUCGAGAUGGAGACGAAGGUAAGAUGCUGCGCGGUGGAGAUGGCCGAGGCGGAACAAACGCUGUCAUUUUAUCAGAAAACGAUGCAAUCAGCUGAGAAUAUCGUUGCGUGCAAGAAAGUUUCCCUGGAGAACAUAGAAAAAUCCUUGACGCAACUUGCUGAGGAACUGGAGAUCCAACUCGUCCUGAAAAUGGGUCAGAUUGAAGUGCCAUUGCAAGGUUGUCCAUCUGAUUACGAGAACACUGUUCUCGUGUUGCGUGAAGAGCUCUUGCGUGUCAAUGAUUGUAUCAUCGAAACCGGAAAAUGCAAGUUGGCGGCAAUGUAUAAAUCCAUGCACUUGCGAAAAGUCGUGUCCCAAGAGGAAUGGCAACACGCACGUGCGAAGAUGGUACUGGACGAUUUGCAGCAGGAAUUGAAAGAUGUUCAAAAGUUCAAAAUCACGAGAAAUGUACUUGAAUUCUUGAACCGCGAUCCCUGCAGUGUAAAUCUAGAAAAAGAUUAUGAAAAGAUACAAACUAAUUUGAGAAUAUUUCGAAACAAAUUUCGCGAGUUGUUGUCACUGGAACAGGCAAGUCUGAAGGAAACGAAGCGGCUGAUGGCUAAAUGGAAGAAAAAGAAUGACAAGAUAUCGAAGGAGAUCAAAUCUAAAUCAUCAGACGUUGAAGAGUGUCGCAGGUUGCUUAACGAUCCAUGUCGCAAGAAGGACGAAGAGUCUCGUAAGAUGAGACUUGCCGCGAUCGCAAGACGUACCAAACUUAUCAUAGAAGCGGAAAACAAUUACGAGCAGUUGUUAAUCUUACAUGCUCGGCUAGAAGUCUUAAAAUUGCGAACGUAUCCGACCUUGCAAAUAAAAACCGCGUAAUAAAACCGCACAAGAUUUAUAGCUGAGGAAAAAAGAUUAUGAGGAAUAUCGAUUGCAAGAAAAUAAUUAAAAAUAUCUCGGAAUUAAUUGAUAAAGCUGUCUGUUUUUCUACUAAUAAUAUGUAUUUAUAUAUGUAUUUAUAUAUGUAUUCAUAUGUCGUCAAAUGUAAGAAAAUGUGAGAAAGAGA